Molecule: messenger RNA, 650 nt
Organism: Cydia fagiglandana
Lineage: Eukaryota; Metazoa; Arthropoda; Insecta; Lepidoptera; Tortricidae
Gene: ND-PDSW
Product: NADH dehydrogenase [ubiquinone] 1 beta subcomplex subunit 10
Exons: 4
Coding region: 81-566 (161 amino acids)
Source: RefSeq, a predicted model, not a curated record
CGGAACGUUAAUGUCAAAAUAAUCGAACGUCUUUCAUUUUUCAUCAAUUACUUAUUUCAUUUUACAUAAAUACAACUAAAAUGACCGCUGGAGACACGAAAGUGCCAGGAGAAGAUAAUGCUUUCAAGGCGUUUAUGAGCGCUCUUUAUAGAACGGUUGAUGCACCAGUAACAUGGUUCCGAGAGUCGAUCGUGGAGCCCAACCAGCAGAAGUACCCGUGGUACCACCAGAAGUAUCGCCGAGUACCGACUAUCGAUGAGUGCUACACUGACGACGUAGUGUGUGACUUCGAGGCGAACGCACAAUUCAAACGUGAUAGAGCUGUAGACUCUGAAAUCCUGUCCAUCCUCCGUCAGCGUUAUGAAGACUGUAUGCUGUAUGAGGCUCCGGACCACCUGACCGUUUGCAAAUCUCUGUGGGACAAGUACAAGGAUGCUGAGGAGGCCUGGUUUAUUAAAUAUGGCGACCUUGGAGGAUAUGCUGAUGCCAGGAAAUGUUACAUGAAACAAAAACAUCGUAUGAUUUGGGAGAAGCGCAAUGGUCCCCUGUCGAACCAAACUAAGUAAAUGAAGUUUUGAAUUAGUUUCCUGUACAUGUUAUAAUGUAAUAUAGACAUUGGUCUGCUAUAAUAAAUCAAAGUUUAGUAUUUA